AUGCACUAUGGGCCUACCUACCGGUUGGAGAUAGAAAAUGCCAAUUGGCAUGAGCCCCUUUCGGUUGGUCUAUGGCAAAGCUUCUACCUACCGGUGGAGAUAGAGCACAAGGCAUAUUGGGCCGUCAAGGAGUGCAAUUCAAGUUUGGGAGGGGCCGGAAUUAAGAGAAAGCUACAACUAGUGGAAUUGGAAUGUUUGAGGCUAGAAGCUUACGAGAACUCAAGACUUUACAACGAAAGGAUGAAAGCCGUGCAUGAUAAGAAUAUACAAGGAAAGGAAUUUAGAGCUGGUGACCUAGUCCUCCUCUACAAUUCAAGAUUGAGGUUGAUGCUCGGAAAGCUAAGGUCUAGAUGGGAAGGACCUUAUUGA
This is a messenger RNA of Arachis ipaensis, 369 nucleotides long. RefSeq lists its product as uncharacterized. The record is from RefSeq and is a predicted model, not a curated record. Lineage: Eukaryota; Viridiplantae; Streptophyta; Magnoliopsida; Fabales; Fabaceae.